AUGGAUUCACCACCAACAUACUGGCAAUCCGAGCUCCACAACCCAAUCUACGAAGCCGAAACCACCAUCCUCUUCGACCAAGUCCGCAGCCGCUUCCGCGAAGGCAUCUGCACGCUCGAAAACCUCCCCCGGUUCAUGGAACUCCGAAGCCCCGCCGACUGCAAAGAACACACUAAGGGCAUCGACAAUCUCCUCGAGAGCAUGGUCGCUCUGGCGCGAUGGCUGGUGGGCUUUUCGGAUCGGGCCACGGCUUGUCAGCAGAAUUCUUUGUGGACUCGCGCGGCUGUUACGGGGUUGAGGGUUGAGUUGCAUAAGUACUCGUGGGAAGUUAUGCGGAUUUCGAUGAUGUUGAGGCGGUCUUCGUGA
Zasmidium cellare ATCC 36951 is the source of this 366-nucleotide messenger RNA. RefSeq lists its product as uncharacterized. The record is from RefSeq and is a predicted model, not a curated record. Lineage: Eukaryota; Fungi; Ascomycota; Dothideomycetes; Mycosphaerellales; Mycosphaerellaceae. The transcript has a single exon. The coding region runs from base 1 to 366 and encodes 121 amino acids.